AUGCCAUUCAAGGAGCACAAUCGCCAGUAUGACCUGGUCGUCUUUGGAGCUACCGGAUAUACCGGUCGCUUGGCAGCUGAGUACAUCACUGCGAAUUUCCCAGUCAAUUUGAAAUGGGCCAUUGCAGGUCGAUCCGAGUCAAAGCUCCAAGGACUCGUCGAAGAUUGCAAGAAGCUGCACUCGGACAGAAACCCUCCAGUGGAUAGCUAUGACGAAAUCAGUGCGUUGGCGAAGAAGACAUUUGUCCUCAUUACAACUGUCGGCCCGUAUAGUGCUCAUGGAGAGUAUGCUGUAAAGGCAUGCGCUGAGGCUGGUACGCAUUACUUUGAUGUAACUGGUGAGACGCCAUGGGUCUAUAAAAUGAUUAAGCAGUAUGAAAAGACUGCGACAGAGAGCGGCGCUAUUCUAAUUCCCCAGAUGGCAUUGGAGGCUGCGCCAGCAGAUCUCUUAACCUGGUCUUUGGCUCAAACAUUGCGAAAGCAAAUGGGUGCCAGGACAAAAGACGUCGUCAUUUCGAUUCACAACAUGCGAUCGACUCCUUCUGGAGGCACUCUUUCAACCUUUACCACUGUAUUCGAUCACUUCACCUUGAGUGAGCUGGUAGAGUCUGAAAAACCAUUUGCGCUUUCCCCUAUACCUCAUCCAGAGGAGCCAAAAAGGCCCAGCGUUUCCAUCUGGCAAAAGAUUUUUGGCGUCCACUAUGUACCGAACCUUGGAACGGUCACCACGUCUUUUACAAUUGGAUCUGAUCUAGGAGUAAUCGGACGCUCUUGGGGGCUUUUAUCAGAAAUCCCUAGCCGAAAAGACGAGUUCUACGGGCCAAAGUUCCACUGGAAUGAAUGCUACAGGCCUCGCAAUUGGCUGCAUGGAGUCAUUAUCCACUGGGUACUCGUUCUCGGAGUGUUGCUUGUUGCUAUCGGACCUCCCAUCAGAGCUCUAUUCCGAAAGCUUGUUCCGGCACCAGGCACGGGUCCCUCUAGGGAUGAAAUGGAUAAAGAAGAGGCCGAGUGGCGUGGCAUUGCGAAUCCCGAUACAGAGUCGCCUACUGACAAGCAAGCCUUUGUUCGAGCUUGGUAUAAUGGCAGCAUGUACCAGAUGACGGCAAUGUUUUGCUGCGAGGGUGCUCGAACGGUAUUAGAGGACGAUCUCCAGCUAGAUGGAGGGUUCUAUACCCCAUGUUGUCUUGGACAGGGGAUCAUUGACCGAGCUCGCGUGGGCGGGUUCAGGAUGGAGACGAGAAUCCAGCAGAAGUGA
Molecule: messenger RNA, 1254 nt
Organism: Trichoderma virens Gv29-8
Lineage: Eukaryota; Fungi; Ascomycota; Sordariomycetes; Hypocreales; Hypocreaceae
Exons: 5
Coding region: 1-1254 (417 amino acids)
Biological process (GO): glycolipid biosynthetic process
Cellular component (GO): plasma membrane; mitochondrion; lipid droplet
Source: RefSeq, a predicted model, not a curated record